AUGGAUGUGGUGGGACCAGGCUACAUGAACAGGAUCACAGUGGAUAAAUCCACAGGAUCUCUGGUGCUUAAAAACCUGACUGAAAAAGACAGCGGUGAAUACGAGUUAAUCAUCAUCCCAUACGGAGCGGAGCAGAUUCAAGGAACUGCUAAGCUGGAGGUGCUGACCAAAGUGUCGAAACCCACCAUGGCCUGCCCCACACAAAACUUAAUAGAGGGUCAAACCUCCGUGAAUCUAACCUGCAAUUCUAACGGCUUCACGUCAAGAGUGUGGAUGAAGGACGGCCAGCCUCUGGUUUCUGGAGGCAGAUACAGCUUUCAUGAUGGCAACAGAGUGUUGUCCGUCAGCCCCGUGAACAGGACAGACACCGGAGAGUUUCUUUGUAAUGUCAGCAACAACAUCAGCUUUGAUACGGCCACAUGCAGACUUCAAGUCUACUAUGGACCUGACAGACCAGUGAUCGUUCAGACGCCAAUAGGAGCAGAACUUGAAGAGAGCGUCUUUCUCAGCUGCUCAGCCGACUCCCUACCAAAGGCAACUUUCUUCUGGAAGUUCAAGCACAUUAUAAUGCACGGGUCUGUACACUACAUCCAUGAGAUGAUGCCGACACACCUGGGGCGGUACACCUGCAUCGCCCGUAACCCUGUCACUGGCGUGGAAGCCUCUAUGUUCCACAACCUGCGUGACUCCUCUACUGCGAUCAGUGGUUCUAUGUCCAUGAUGGUGUGCACUGUCCUGACCGCGGUGGCACUCGUGUCGGUAUAA
Messenger RNA from Plectropomus leopardus (leopard coralgrouper), 765 nucleotides. RefSeq names its product cell adhesion molecule CEACAM1-like. Lineage: Eukaryota; Metazoa; Chordata; Actinopteri; Perciformes; Serranidae. The record is from RefSeq and is a predicted model, not a curated record.